AGUGAACGAGGUUAAAACAGAACCGCUGACUGGAACUAAGCAGGAGUGGUUUAUGGAGAGUCCAAGUUGUGCGUAAAGUCUGUGACAUUAAGACAAUAUAUUUAGGAGGUGUGCGUAAAAGACAGAGAGAGAGAGUAUUUAUCAAGGUGGUUCCUCCUGUCAGGCACCUAUUCAUUUAUUGGAGAGUAAACCAGUUAAAGAGAGGAGGGACGGCUGUGGAGAGCUGUCACUUUCUCUGCCUGUGUUUGUGUCAGAGAGUGCGGAGAGGGAUUAUCAGUACGCGCGUUAUGCGGAGCGCAGUUUUGGUGAUGCGUUCAGUGGAGAGAUGUGCAGCGAGGAGCAGUGAGCGUCAAUAGCAGGAGAAGAGGAUCCUGCAGGUUUUCGUGGUGUGCACCGGCUCUGUGCAUCACAUCACAGGAUUCAUUGUGCAUUUUUAUUUCUUCUUGAUGAACGCUCCUCUGUUGGUGCAGAGUGAAAGUCAAAAGAUGCGCACCGCUGAACAAAGGAUUUAGGGGAAAACCACAUUUUUUUUAAUCCUGACACCCCGGUGUGCGUGUCGUCCAUCCGUGCCCGUUCUGCCUCUGAGGACAACGGACUAAUAAUCGGGUCUCCUGUUGGGUUUCAAAGCUGGAGGAGCUGCAGGAGGAGGAAUCAUCUGGGCUGAUCAUCGCGUAGAGCUGCGAGUCCAUGUGGAUGGAGAUCGAGAGAGAAAUGUGACAUUUUUAACUCUCCACAGUCUGCUGCUCAUCCAACCUGACAACCAAACCGUGCAUCUGCCUUCGUUCUCCACCGGAUUUGUUUACAUCGAUUAAGAGAUGGCGUUCCUCCCAGUCCUCCUCCUGCUGCUGCUGACUGUUGUUCAAUGUGCCACCAAUCAAGACAUGAGCCCGUACGAGGCUCUCCCAAGAGGCUGCGGAUGGGGCCUUGUGCAUCCCUACACCCUCCUCUGUGACCUGGACUCCAUAUGGGGUGUUGCUGUCGAGUCAGUGGCCGCCGGCGGGGUGCUGACUGCCAUCUUGCUGGCCCUAAUCCUGCUGUGCCGCUUGCACCACAUCAGCGAGGCCGAGAAGCGCAGCGGCGUGGGACCCAUCCUCCUGCUGCUCCUCGGCGUCCUCGGCUUGUUCGGCCUGAGCUUCGCUUACCUGAUCGAGCAGGAUGAGUCUUUGUGUUUGCUCCGCAGGGCCCUGUGGGGUCUCCUGUUUGCCGUCUGCUUCUCCUGCUUAUUGGUGCAGGGCGUCCGCCUUCGCAGGAUUGGCCGCGAGCGCCGGAGCCCCGGGGGCUGCGCCCUAACAGGCCUCGCGCUGGGUUUGAGUGCCGUGCAGGGCAUCAUCGCCGCCGAGUGGCUACUUCUCACCGUGCUGAGGGAGGGACGAGCUGCCUGUCAGUACCUGCCGGUGGAUUUCUCGCUGGCCUGCAGCUACGUGCUAGCUCUCCUGCUAGUCGCGCUGACUGCCGCCUCCCUGGCCCUGUGUGGGAAGACACGCCAGUGGCGCUGCAAUGCCAUCUGGCUAGUGGUGACCUGCCUGCUGUCGCUGCUGCUGUGGGUGGCCUGGGUGGGCUUCUAUCUGUACGGCAACGCCUGGCUGGGGAGGUCCCCGGAAUGGAACGACCCGGCACUGGCCAUCGCUUUAGUGGCUCAGGGCUGGCUGCUGCUGAUCUUCCACGCCAUUCCUGAAGCCCACAUCUGCCUGAGACCCCCUCCUCAGCCCACCGCCCCAGAUUACUUUGACACCUCCCAGAACUCGACACGGAUGAGGGAGACCAGCUUCGACGAAGACAUCCCUCUCUCCCACAGGCAGUUUGUGGAGAACCAGGGCUACGGAUACAGCGACGAGAACGCUGCAGGUACAGCACAAUCCAAUAUUUCAGAGCAGACACGCGCAAUGUGUGCGGACAGGAAUGUAGGCCAAAGCUUGAGGACUGGUGGCGGUGCCGGGCAACACAACAGCAACACCGGCCCCAGACCCAGCGCUCCUUUCCGCAGCAACGUCUACCAACCCACCGAGAUGACCAUGAUCCUGAACGGGGGAGCGGUGAGUACAUCCUCCCAGUCACAGGUGCCCUCUGCCCCUCCAACCUACACGGGGAGGCAGCUGUGGUGAGCGAGAGGAUUGGAAAGAAGAAGAUGUGUGGUAGAAAAUGAAGAAGAGGAUGGAGAGGGUGAGGAGGGAGGGAGGCGUCCGGGACGACGGGGCCUGCCUGGUUGAAUUGGACUUAAAAACACGGAUGCCAACAGGGCCCCUUUCACUCUGUGUACAGACUUAAACACUGACUGUGUGCCAAUCAACUAUAGUAUGAGUGUGUGUGAGACUGAGAGAGAGUAUAGGGUAUGGAGGACAGAGCUAAAGCUCUUCUAGCACACAAAUCUCUAUAGAAGGGUU
This is a messenger RNA of Sebastes umbrosus (honeycomb rockfish), 2381 nucleotides long. It is a transcript of the gene gprc5ba, whose product is annotated as G protein-coupled receptor, class C, group 5, member Ba. Bases 816 to 2102 code for a protein of 428 amino acids. Gene Ontology annotation, biological process: G protein-coupled receptor signaling pathway. NCBI's taxonomy places the organism in Eukaryota, Metazoa, Chordata, Actinopteri, Perciformes, Sebastidae. The transcript has 4 exons. The record is from RefSeq and is a predicted model, not a curated record. Gene Ontology annotation, cellular component: signaling receptor complex; extracellular exosome; plasma membrane. Gene Ontology annotation, molecular function: protein kinase activator activity; protein kinase binding; G protein-coupled receptor activity.